Molecule: messenger RNA, 1242 nt
Organism: Ostreococcus tauri
Lineage: Eukaryota; Viridiplantae; Chlorophyta; Mamiellophyceae; Mamiellales; Bathycoccaceae
Product: unnamed product
Exons: 1
Coding region: 1-1242 (413 amino acids)
Source: RefSeq, a predicted model, not a curated record
AUGCGCGUGAUCAUCGUUGGCGUCGUCACAGGACUCGCGGUACGUGGAGUGAGCGCGCAAGCGGACGAUACGUUCGUGUCAGAGUGCGCCGGCGAAAGACUGCGCUCGCUCGUGGAAGUGUGUACAGCCUCGGAAAACUUCAACCAAGACACUUGUUGUGCGAGCUUGAGAGCGCUGGAUGAAAACGACUGCUUCUGUAACGUCAAUCUGGGCCAAGUAGAACUCGGAAUUCGGCGCGAAGUAUUACCAUUGGUCCUACAGGCGGAGCAAGCGUGCGAUCUGAAGUUGAAAUUUGGCAAUAAUUGUGCCGCGCUGCCGCCGUUCACUCUUUCGCCACCCUCGGCGGCGUCUCCACCGGCACCGUCGGCGAUAAUCUCUCCGUCAAUCGUACCGGCGCCGAUCCGAGCCACUUGCUCGGUCGAUGGUCUCGUGCGAUUAAUCCAAGGGGGAUGCGCUUCGAUCGGCGACAACACAAAUUCCCCUCUCGCGACGCGAGUGAGAGCGUCGUGCUGCGAGGCCCUCACGUCGUUGAACGCAGAAAAGUGCUUUUGUUCCGAAGGUAAAAUGGUGCAGGAACUCCUGAGAGAAUUUCCUAGCAACUUUUUAGCAAUGUUCUCCGCGUCGGAAUCAGUGUGCGGAACGACGAUUGUCGGCGGUUGGCAAUGCUUGCCAUUCGUCGCCAAGUCUCCGCCUCCGCCUCCUCCCCCACCGCCGCCAUCGGUGGUGACGCCACCGAUCAUUCGAGCUCCGUUACCGCCAUUCGUAGGAAGAACGUUCGGCGUGGUUGAUCGGGAAGAACUCACGAGACAGCUGUCGCAAGAACUGUGUCGAGUUUCGGCGUACGCAAACAUUCUCGAUGACGGUUGCGCUCGUUUGCCGUUUCUCGACGCAACGAGCAAUCGAGCGAGGCGCUGCUGCGAGCAAAUCGCACUCAUGAACACCGCAUUAUGUUUCUGUGAGCUGAGCGACGUGGUGCAAGCGACGAAAUCCGCGGCGGACGUCAUGUUUUCCGCGACGCAGUACAAAUGCCGACCAGGAUUUGGGACGUACGCGUACGAGGAAUGCCGAAUCGUCGACGCGGGCCCCAUUCCCACGCCUGCGCCUCCACCAGCCCCGCCGCCGGCACAGACAGGGACGCGAUACGUCGUCGCGUGGUGGCCUUGGGGCGGUGGCUCACCGGCGUCAACCGAUGAACCGAUCUGGCCCGAUCGUCCCCGCGUGCCCUCCGCUUUGCUCGGUUAG